UUGUUGAAGUAAAACAUGGCAGUUCUUGUUCCUGACAGCUUUAUGUUUCCCUGCUGAAGCUCCUCAUGUCUCAUCCUGCUGGACAUUUAGACAUUUAGUGUCUGUUUGUCCACAAACUGCUGGUUAGAGUUGGGCGAGGCUCCGCUAGGAGUUUAACAAGAACCAGCCUGUUGGUUUAUACUGGACUGAUCCUGAGAAAAUACCAUAAAACUCACCAUGAGUCUCCGGGAGAUCAACGAGAACGUGAAGCUGGCUCGUGAAUACGCCUUGCUGGGAAACUACAGCUCAGCCAGCGUUCUUUAUCACGGAUCACUGGAGCAGAUCAAGAAGUAUGUGUACACCGUGCGGGACAGGAGUGUUCAGCAGAGAUGGCAGCAGUUGUGGCAAGAAAUCAGCGAAGAGAAUCGCCACGUUCAGGACAUCAUGUCGACUCUGGAGAACUUCCAGAUGGACACUCGACCUAAACCCACCAACCACGACGACUUCGAUAUCAGGCCGGCACAAGUGGAGCCGAGACACUCUCCGUGUCCUGUCAGAAGUCCAGCUCCCUAUAAAGACAGCAAACCCUCCAACAACAGGCUGAGUGUGGCUGUGAGGGCCCAGCAGAGGCACUCGCCCCGCGGCGCCAACGGGGACCGCAGCAAACCGCCCAAGGCCAAAGACAAGAAGGAGGCGAAGGAGGCGAAGGAGGCCGCUGGCAAAGCAAAGGAUGACAAGAACAAAGCAGACGUCCAGGAGAAAGAAGUGAAGAAGUUUGACGGGACCGGAUAUGAUAAAGACCUGGUGGAAGCUCUGGAGAGAGAUAUUAUAUCUCAGAACCCAAACGUUAAAUGGGACAACAUUGCAGACUUGGAAGAUGCAAAAAAACUCCUGAAAGAAGCGGUGGUGUUGCCGAUGUGGAUGCCAGCAUUUUUUAAAGGCAUACGAAGACCAUGGAAGGGAGUGCUGAUGGUGGGACCUCCAGGAACUGGGAAGACUCUCCUGGCCAAAGCAGUGGCCACCGAGUGCAGAACCACGUUCUUCAACGUCUCCUCGUCGACUCUCACCUCCAAGUACAGAGGAGAGUCUGAGAAGCUCGUCCGCCUUCUCUUUGAGAUGGCCCGUUUCUACGCUCCCACUACGAUCUUCAUUGAUGAGAUUGACUCCAUGUGCAGCCGCAGAGGAACCUCGGAGGAACACGAGGCCAGCCGGAGAGUGAAGGCGGAGCUCCUGGUGCAGAUGGACGGUGUUGGUGGAGCAUCAGAAAACGAUGAUCCAUCAAAGAUGGUGAUGGUCCUGGCGGCCACCAACUUCCCCUGGGACAUCGACGAGGCUCUGAGGAGACGCCUGGAGAAGAGGAUCUACAUCCCGCUGCCUUCAACCACGGGGCGAGUGGAGCUGCUCCGGAUCAACCUGAAGGAGCUGGAGGUGGCCAGCGACGUGGACUUGGACAAGAUAGCGGAGCAGCUGGAGGGUUACUCAGGAGCUGACAUCACCAACGUCUGCAGGGACGCCUCUCUGAUGGCCAUGAGGAGGAGGAUCGAGGGCCUCACGCCGGAGGAGAUCCGGAACAUUUCCCGGGACGAGAUGCACAUGCCCACCACCAUGGAGGACUUUGAGUCCGCUCUGAAGAAAGUCUCCAAGUCUGUUUCUGCAGCCGACCUGGAGAAGUAUGAGAAGUGGAUAGAAGAGUUUGGGUCCUGCUGAACCAGCAGCAUGGACUGAGUGAAUGUGUAACUAUUGUUGCAGGUGAUGGUUGUUAGUGUUGACUGUGUGAUAGUAAAGAGAUUUAUACAGGAGGUCAAUAUGUGCUCCUCUGUCAAAUGUACAUUAUGUUAAUGUUAUGCAAAAUCAUGCAAAAGUCUUAAAAAGGUGACUCAAGAGACAAGUUGGUGUGUGAAACAUCAUCAUGUUCCUGUCAGACAGUCAGCUGUGACUGUGAGGACAAACUGAUGAUUCCAGAGAUGAUUUUUGAUUCGAGUCAUUAUUUGCUUUGUUCCGCUGAAUCUGACAAUGAUACUAAGCUGUCAAUCAAAUGUUACUUGCCUUUUUUUGAUGCACUUAAUUUUAUGUUACACUAACAAGAUAUUUCUAUAAAUAAAGUUUAUUCAUCAUG
Centropristis striata (black sea bass) is the source of this 2095-nucleotide messenger RNA. It is a transcript of the gene katna1, whose product is annotated as katanin p60 (ATPase containing) subunit A 1. Gene Ontology annotation, biological process: microtubule severing. Gene Ontology annotation, molecular function: ATP binding; microtubule severing ATPase activity; microtubule binding. The record is from RefSeq and is a predicted model, not a curated record. The coding region runs from base 217 to 1686 and encodes 489 amino acids. Gene Ontology annotation, cellular component: microtubule cytoskeleton. NCBI's taxonomy places the organism in Eukaryota, Metazoa, Chordata, Actinopteri, Perciformes, Serranidae. The transcript is spliced from 11 exons.